AUGGCAGUCAAGAUGGCAACCAACAUGGAGGCCAACAUGGCAGCAAGGGGGCAGGUUUUGGGCUCAUGUCAGUGGAACUACUGGGAUCAAAGAUUAUGUGAUGAGGCAGGGGCUUUUAGGACCAAUAUGGUAGCCAAGAUGGUGAUGAACAUGUCAGCCAACAUGGCAGGUGAACAGAAAUGCUUCCUCUGCGAUUCCAAAUACCCUUAUAACCCCUACACGCAGCUGAACAGUCACAGAAUUGAAAAUGUCAUCACAACUUUCGAACCAGACAGGAAAAAAAAAUGGUGGCAAUCAGAAAAUGGCAUCGAUCUUGUCAGCAUCAGACUAGAUCUAGAAACCUUAUUCCAGUUCAGCCAUCUUAUACUGACAUUUAAGACCUUCCGGCCUGCAGCAAUGCUGGUGGAGCGUUCCACAGAUUCUGGUCAGACCUGGAAAGCCUUUCGGUACUUUGCCCAAGACUGUGCUGCUGCUUUCCCUAACAUCCCUUCCGGUCCAGCAAGAGGAGUGAGGGAUAUUGUCUGUGAUUCAAGAUAUUCAGACAUUGAGCCUUCCACUGAAGGCGAGGUUGUCUUGAAAGCUUUGGAUCCCAGCUUUGAAAUAGAAAACCCUUAUGUGCCAUAUAUCCAGGAACUCAUCACCUUAACAAAUCUGCGAAUCAAUUUCACGAAACUCCAUACCCUAGGAGAUACUUUACUUGGAAGAAGGCAACAUGAUCCCCUUGAAAAAUAUUAUUAUGCAGUUUAUGAAAUGGUUGUCCAUGGAAGCUGCUUUUGCAAUGGACAUGCUAGCCAGUGCAGUCCAGUGCAGAAACUACGAGGAGAUGUUUUCCAUCAGCCUGGAAUGGUUCAUGGUAGAUGUAUCUGCCAGCACAACACUGAUGGCUUGUCCUGUGAGAGGUGUAAAGAAUUCUACAAUGAUGCUCCCUGGAGGCCAGCGGAAGGAUCACAGGAUAAUUCUUGCAAACAAUGUGAUUGCAAUGGCCAUUCUGACAGAUGCCAUUUUGAGAUGGCAGUGUACCUAGCUAAUCAUGGCAUCAGUGGCGGCGUCUGUGAUGACUGUCAGCACAAUACCAUGGGACAACAUUGUGACCAGUGCAAACCUUUCUUUUACCAGGACCCACUCAGAAUGAUUUCUGACCCUCAUGCAUGCCUCCCCUGUGACUGUGACCCAGAAGGUACAUUAUACAGUGGACGGUGUGAAAGCCACACAGACCGCACUCUUGGAAGUCUUGCUGGUCGAUGCCUUUGCAAGGAGAAUGUUGAAGGAGUCCGUUGUGACAAGUGCAAGCCAAACUACUAUGGGCUGAGCAGCGGCAAUCCUCUGGGCUGUCAGUCCUGCAACUGUAAUCCUUUUGGUAGUUUGUCUUUGUCAAUCUGUGACCCAGUGACUGGAGAGUGCCUCUGCCAGUGGUUCACCACUGGGCAACAUUGUGAAGAAUGCGUUUUGAUUGAAAUCAGCACUCAGAGAAAGAAAAUAAAUUACAAAAUCCCAUCUGCAAAUAUCUGUGGAAAUCAAAUGUUGAGUUUUAUAAUGGGGAGAGUUCAAACUGUAGGGUAUUGGGGACUUGGGAACAGUUUGUAUGGUUGUUCUCCAUGUGAUUGUGACAUUGGUGGAGCCUACAAUAGCCUAUGCUCAUCAAAUGAUGGUCAGUGUGAGUGUCUCCCUAACAUUGUGGGCCGUCAGUGUAAUGAACCAUCCCCAGGCUACUUCUUUGUACCACUGGAUUAUUAUACCUAUGAAGCAGAGCAUGCAAAGGCACUCUCUGGAUCUGCACCGCUGGUUAAGCCAACAGCUUUUCCAAGGUGUGAUAUCUAUUUCCAGCAGCAAGGAUAUGAUUUCACAAUUGAAAAUGGAAGGAUUAUACUUAACAGGAGUAAGAAACGAAGCAUGAGAAAAGUAGGUCUGAAACGGGGUUCAGUCCAGUUUGGAAGGAACUCUAUUCUGGACAUUGUUUUCAGAGAGCCUCUCCCUGGGAAACCUGUCACAUGGACAGGGUCUGGGUUUGUCCGUGUUUCAAAUGGAGCCAGAUUAAGAUUUACUAUCAACAAUAUUCCCUUUACCAUGGACUUUGACAUUGCCAUUCGUUAUGAGCCUGAGUCUUUAGAAGACUGGAUAGCGAGUAUUGCUGUUAACCCCCAUGGAACUUUAGCGAAUGAACGCUGCAAGAACAAGCCAGACCCACAGGAGCCAUAUGCAUUGGCCCUACCAGCUAGAAAGAGAAUUGCACUUCUACAGACUCCUUUCUGCUUAGAACCAGGAGCAGGGUAUUCUGUAGAUGUUUAUUUUUCUCAGCCUUCUGCCUCUGACUCAAAGACUAAAUCAGCCAUCUUGAUUGAUUCACUUGGUCUUAUUCCUAGAAUCAGUUCUGUGGAGAACUUGUGUAGUAAGAAAGAUUUGGAUGAGUAUCACCGGUAUCAUUGCAUUGAAAUUGCUUCAGAAGUUGGACCUCAUAUUUUACCAGAAGUAUGUGCAAGACUCAUAGUGAGCAUGUCUGCUCGUAUUCACAAUGGAGCAGUUCCAUGCAGGUGCCAUCCUCAGGGGUCACUGAGCUCCAACUGCAGUAAGCUGGGAGGCCAGUGUCAAUGCAAGCCUAAUGUUUUAGGCCGCUGCUGUGACAGAUGUUCAGUCGGGAGUUACGGUUUUGGAUUCCGUGGUUGUUACCCCUGUCAGUGCCAUCCUCAAGGAUCAGUGAGCACUCUCUGUGAUCAAGUGACUGGGCAAUGUUCAUGCCGCCCAGAAGUUGAUGGUCUGCGAUGCAGUCAAUGCCUCCCUGGAUAUUUUGGAUUUCCCAAUUGUCGACCAUGUUCAUGUAAUGGCUAUGCAGAGCUUUGUGACCCAGUGACUGGGGCAUGCCUAAGUUGUAGAGGCUUCACAACUGGAAGUAGCUGUGAAAGAUGUAUUGAUGGUUAUUAUGGGAAUCCUCUAAAAAGAGUGCCUUGUUGUCCUUGUAUGUGUCCAGACUCUCCUACAAGCAACAGAUAUUUUGCACAUUCCUGUUACCAAGAUUCUCAGACUUUGCAAUUAGUCUGCAAUUGUCUCAAGGGCUAUUCAGGCAAUCGAUGUGAUGAGUGCCCUAGUGGAUUCUAUCUGAAUGCAAGAAGCCCCAGGACUCAGUGUUUGCCCUGCUCCUGCAAUAAUAACAUUGAUAUGACAGAUCCAGAAUCCUGUAACAAGACUACAGGAGAAUGCUUAAAAUGCUUAAACAACACACAUGGGCCCAACUGCCAGUUCUGCAAACCGGGCUACUUUGGAUCUGCCCUUAUUCAGAGCUGUAGAAAAUGCACUUGCAAUCUUUCAGGCGUGAGCCCAGCAAUAUGUCCAUCUGAAAAUGAAGCUUGCCUCUGCAACCCAACAACUGGAGCCUGCCCUUGCUUACCUAAUGUGAUAGGUUCAUUGUGUGACCAAUGUGCUCCUGGCUACUGGAACCUGGGUAGCAGGAAAGGAUGUCAGCUCUGUGGCUGUGAUCCAAAAAACUCUCAAACUAACCAAUGCAACCAGUUUACAGGCCAAUGUCUGUGUAAAUCAGGCUACCGUGGAAGGCACUGCAAUGAAUGUGAGGAAAAUUACUUCGGCAAUCCACAAACACAUUGUAUUUCAUGUAAGUGUAACCAGGAAGGAACACUCAACUCAUGUGACAAAGCCACUGGAGCUUGCAGCUGCCAUGCUGGUGUCACAGGAAGGUUCUGUGACCAGUGUGGUCGAGGCUUCAAGCAAGAAUUCCCCACGUGCCCUCGCUGUCACCUUUGUUUUGAUCAGUGGGAUCAUAAAAUCACUGCCCUAUCUCAAGCUGUUCAAGGGUUAAUUAAAUUUGCUGCAAAUCUGGAAGAUGAGAAAGAGACAAUGCCCAGCUAUGAUACACACUUUAAAAGCUAUGAAGUGAUGAUUUCUGAAAUAGGAAGAAUUUUAAAAAGUCCUGUUCUUUCACUGAAAAUGUUCUUAAACAUCAAGGAUUUCUAUGAUUACAUUCGGCAAAAAGUCACUCAAGUGGACCUGUAUCACAGUGUAAUGAAUGAAUUUCCUGACCUCAGUGGGAACAUAGAAGAUAUUUGGAAAGAAACUGACCAGCUAUAUGCAGUCCUGCAACAGAAAAUGCGUCUAUACCACAGUUUUAAUUAUUUGACUCUCAAAGAGUCUUUCACCAAUAUCAGAAAGUAUUACCAAACAUCAUCAUCUGCUGAAGAGAAAAUCAGUGGAAUAACUGCUUUGAUUAGGGACUCCAGAAACACCAGAGAUAAAGUACUCGCUAUGUUAGAUGAUCAGGGCUCAAAAAAGAUUUACAUGUUGGAACAACUCAAGAUGAUCAAGACUCCAGAUAUCCAUAAAUUUAAUGAAAAGAUUUGUGGACUACCAGGAAACCUGCCAUGUGUUACAGCAGCUUGCGGAGGAGCUUUAUGUCGAGAUAGUUAUGGAAACAGGCAGUGUGGUGGGCCAUCCUGUAAUGGAGCUCUUCCUCUCUCUACGAGUGCAGUCAAGAAAGCUGUGGAAACAGACAUGCUAUUAAAAAAACUGACUAGCUGGCUACAAGAACCUGAGAAGCAGAUUGGAAGCAUCAGAAAAAUGGCAGAAGACACCAAGUUGAGAAGCUCACAGUUGCAUGGGAAACUACAGAAAGCUAAGAAUCACAUUGAUAUGGACAGAGAGAUCACAAAGGAAUUCAUCAGGAAAGUGAAAGACUUUUUGUUAGAUGAGAGUGCAUCUCCAGAAGACAUAGAGAAGGUUGCAAAUUAUGUUUUACACAUAAACCUCCCAAGGACUGCACAGCAGCUAGCAAAUACACUUGAGAAAAUUAGAAACCUCAUCACACACUGUGAGAACUAUGAAAUCAAUCUGGACAAGCUAAAUAAACAAGUGGAGGAAGCUCAGACGCUCUUGGUGGAAGCUAAACAAGCAGAGGAAGCAACUAAAGCUCUUCCUUCUUCUGAUGAAAUGCUAAAUAACCUGAAAAAGGCUAAAAACACUCAACAGCAAACUAAAGACAUUGUCAACGGGUUGAACGGAGACCUACAGGGAAACGGAAUAAAAAUCUCCCAGGCUGAGAAUCAAGUAAACAAGGGAAAUGAUGAACUGGAAGACUUGUCAGAAAAGAAGUCUCAGUUGGACAAUGAAAUUGCCACAUUACAGGCAAAAAUGGUGACUAACAAGGACCAAGCAGCAGAGGCCAAAGCAGAUGCAGAAAGGGCACAGGAAACAGCUCUGGACUCUGAUAAAGAAUUUGCCAACCUUAAAAGAAACUACACCGUUCUGCAAGAAAAGCUAAAAAGGAAGGGGCUUCCAAAGGAAACUUUAGAAAAAUUGAAGCAGCUAAAAGAAGAAGCAGAGAAACUGGCUGAAGAGACUGAAGAAAAAAUCAAAAGAAUAACAGAUUUGGAAAAGAAGCUCCAAGAUCUGAAUCAAACUAGACAAGAUAAGGCUGAUCAACUAAAGCAACUAGAGGAUCAAGUAACAGCAAUUAAAAACGAAAUAAUGGAGCAAGAAAGCAAAUAUGCUACUUGCAAAAGUUAG
Alligator sinensis (Chinese alligator) is the source of this 5505-nucleotide messenger RNA. RefSeq names its product laminin subunit beta 4 (gene LAMB4). The transcript has 34 exons. The coding region runs from base 1 to 5505 and encodes 1834 amino acids. The record is from RefSeq and is a predicted model, not a curated record. Lineage: Eukaryota; Metazoa; Chordata; Crocodylia; Alligatoridae.